Gilbertella persicaria is the source of this 2090-nucleotide messenger RNA. RefSeq lists its product as uncharacterized. The transcript is spliced from 3 exons. NCBI's taxonomy places the organism in Eukaryota, Fungi, Mucoromycota, Mucoromycetes, Mucorales, Choanephoraceae. The record is from RefSeq and is a predicted model, not a curated record. Bases 74 to 2002 code for a protein of 642 amino acids.
GGUCCGUGUACCAAGUAUCCAAUUUUUUUAAACAGCUAAUUCAAUUUCACUAUACAAAACCAACCUUCUUCAUAUGCCUAAACUUAAAGUUACCAAAAAGCCUGUUGUUAGUGGAAUUAGCCCCAAGCUUACAAUAAGUUUAAUUGAUUGUAAUAAGCGAAAAAUAAACCCUGUUUUGAGUGGAUUAAAAGUGGAACAUUGGACAAAUAACGAAAAAUUGGUAAAACAAGCACUGAAAAACAACAAUAAGCAAGUUAGUAAAGAGUCAAUUACGCGAAUGAUCUUGGAGUUUUUUGCCUCUGUAACAACUUCGUUUGCCACAAAUAUUGGAUUGUCAAAAUAUAGUAAAGCUUGUAGGAGUUACUUUCUAAACCCGAAGAAUAAAGCUGAUCUUCAGAAAGUCGUCAGUACUCAGUUAAAGUUGAUGAAUUUGGGAAAACAAAACCAAAAGAUAAUCGAGACAACUCAUAAUUUAAGAAGUAAAUCAAAAUUGCAGAAGAACUUGGCGAACGCAGCAAAAGAAUAUCAAACAGCAAAAUAUGAAGCAGACGUGUUUCUGAAGGCUUUGGAUGUGGAUAGCAGUGACUCAAGUUCAGAAGAUGAUGGCACUGUUGAACUACAGACACCAUUAACGCAAUCAGCCAUAGAAGAGAGUGACAAUGUCUUUACGACAGAAAAUCAAGCCGAAAGUGUGGGCAAACGAAUUAAACAAGAAGCUGUGAAUAUUCAUAACGAAUAUGUAAAAGGAGUUGACGUUGGUACUCAAGCCAAAUUAGUGAUGGAACUUGGUCUAAGCUCGAUCUUGGAUUUAACUCAUAAUGAAGACGCGUAUCAGAAGUAUAUUUUUUCAAAUCAAGAAUGGAAGCAGCUGGAAGACUAUUUUAACAAAAAAUACAAACUCAAAACAACAACAACUAUUCCAAAAACCGUCAUUGAUACUUGGUCCACUGUUGCUCAACUUGCCACCAGGAAGGGUGCUUUUGUCGCAUUAAAAUACAUAGCGAAAAUCCAAAGCCUUGAAUCAACAAGUGAGGUCAAUUAUAUUUUUCUUGAAAUAUUGAAACAUAUCGUCCUUGUACUUCAUCAAGAUACGGAUUUAAUUAACGGUAUCAUUGAAAACAAUGGUUCUAUUUCAGAACAAGAUGUGUACGCCCUUUGGUUUCCUAUUAUCAAGAAAAUUAUAUCUAUGAAAAAGAUCAUCAGAAUGAAGCAAGGAGAGACGACAAACCUAUACACCACUAAACGAAAACAAGCCCAAUAUUUUGAUCAUGAAAAAGUCAAAGGAUUCAAGAUUGAUGCACGUUUGCUAGUAGAUUAUGGUCGAAACGAAAUUGAUUUAUGUGCUGGAGAAGUUGCGGUAAACACUCAUGAUGCCGACAAGCUUAUCCAUGAUAGAAGCAAAUUUAUUCGAGAAGCAAAAGAAAUAUGUGAUCGUCAUAUGGAAGCAGGAUUGGGAAGAGACUCAGUUGGUUGGGGAAUUCAGAUUUGCGGGCUCGAGGCACGUUUGGUGUCAGUUCAUCUUUUUCGAGAAGGCCUUUUCGUUGCUGUAUGCCAAAACAGGUUUCGAUUUCCCCAAAAUAUCAAAGAAUUGCCGGAAUUUAUUGACACUUUAAAGGGUCUUGUAUACCUUAUUGAACGUAACGAAAGUGAAGCUAUUAAACUCAUCGGACUCUACGAUAAGAUAAAUAGAUCUUAUAAUUCUUCAUUAAAUGGUGAAACUAGUAGCAAUAGAAGUGACAACGGCAAGAUGACAACUUUGUCUACCUAUUAUACCCCACCUCUAGGAGAAAGAAACAAAUCGAUCAUUCCUCCUCAAUUAUUCCGUAAAAGAAAACGCCAGCUGUUUCAUGAAAGAGUCAUUAUCGGAGAAGAUAACUCUAAAUCAGCUAUGUUAGAAACGAAAGGAGCUGCCGAUAUGUUUGGUUGGGUAGAAAUGGAUGAUAAUACUUGGUACAAUACUGUAACUGGCGAAAAGAGUGACAUUUCACCUUAUGAAGAAUGACAAACUUGAUAUCUUAUUCCAUUUGCACCUUUUAUCAGCUAUUGUAUUGAAUAAAAGACAAUAUGGCUCCAAUGGAGCAACGAGACUA